ACACAAACGCGAGGCAGUGGAACGAUAGCUAUCCUCAUAUAUUCCUUCUCUCUCUCUCUCUCUCUCUUUGCCUCCAGACAACAAUGGAAUCAAGCAUGCCUGAAAACGAGAUAGACCAUGAAUUCCUUCCAUACCUUCGGGUAUACAAAGGCGGAUGUGUAGAAAGGUUUGUACCAGACGAUGUUAUCCCUGCCUCCGUCGACCCCUCAACUGGUGUUUCAUCCAAAGACGUCGUAUUAUCAACAGACUCCGGCGUCUCAGUCCGUCUCUACCUACCCCCAAGCCUCACCAACAUCAACCACAAGCUUCCCCUCCUCAUCUACUUCCACGGCGGAGCUUUCCUCGUUGCCUCUCCCUUCAUUUCCAAAUACCACCACCUCUUGAACUCCUUAGUCGCUGAGGCUAACGUUAUCGCCGUCUCUGUAGACUAUAGACGUGCCCCAGAGCAUCCCAUCCCUGUAUGUUACGACGAUUCUUGGGCUGCCCUUCAAUGGGCUCUUUCCCAUUCUUCGGGUCAGAAGGAUGAGGAUCAGACCGAACCGUGGCUCAAAAACCACGCCGACUUCGACCGGGUUUUCUUGGCUGGGGAUAGUUCUGGUGCUAAUAUUGCCCACAACUUGGCUAUGAGAGUGAGGGCCGAGCUGGGUGUGGAGCUUCUUGGGCUUGCUCUGGUCCACCCUUACUUCUGGGGGUCAGAACCCAUAGGGUCCGAGGCUACAGUGCCCAGUAAAAAGUCGUUUGUGGAUCGGAUCUGGCCUUACGUGUGCCCAUCGAACCCGGAUAAUGAUGACCCCAGGAUCAACCCGAUGGCAGCUGAUGGUCCGACCUUGGUGGGGCUUGGGUGCACCCGUGUGCUUGUGUUUGUUGCAGGGAAGGAUGUAUUGAGAGAUAGAGGGUGGCUUUACUAUGAAACAUUGGCCAAGAGCGGGUGGAGUGGAGUUGUGGAGAUUACAGAGACAGAAGAGGAGGACCAUGUCUUCCAUAUCUACAGACCCGAAUCCGAGAAAGCUAGGGACUUGGUUACAGGCUUGGCCCAAUUCUUGAAUCUGGAAAGGCCUACCUUACCUUGAUGAUAAGUUUAAUUAAACUCCAAAUGGGUUGUCUAUCACUAGUAAGUUGGAUAUGCAUUCAUGCAUAAGUUAGUACUCUCCUUUCCUUCUCUAUGUUUAUUUAAUUUGGAGUAAAAUAAUCACCCACAGCUGAGAACCCUUUUCUAAAGGAUAGGCAGAUGGGCAUUCAGCAA
Messenger RNA from Macadamia integrifolia, 1243 nucleotides. Its product is annotated as probable carboxylesterase 2. The transcript has a single exon. Gene Ontology annotation, molecular function: hydrolase activity. Bases 84 to 1070 code for a protein of 328 amino acids. The record is from RefSeq and is a predicted model, not a curated record. Lineage: Eukaryota; Viridiplantae; Streptophyta; Magnoliopsida; Proteales; Proteaceae.